Plasmodium knowlesi strain H is the source of this 1350-nucleotide messenger RNA. Its product is annotated as SICAvar, type I (fragment). The record is from RefSeq and is a predicted model, not a curated record. The transcript is spliced from 3 exons. The annotation marks the transcript as partial. NCBI's taxonomy places the organism in Eukaryota, Apicomplexa, Aconoidasida, Haemosporida, Plasmodiidae.
AAACCGUGUGAUCAGGAUGAUUCCUGUCUGCGCUUAGAGUGCAUAAGGAAGAAGUGGGGACAAAUUAGGGGUUCUGGGGAAAACGUCAACUGGAAUACGGUAAUUAAUGGCUCCGACUGGCUGCCGGGGUCACUGCUAAAUGACAUGAAGGAUAAGAAGAAGCAAGGGGAGGUUGACACAUACUGCACUGCAGAUAAGGACGGCAGCGCCUGGGAGAAGGGCGCUUCUGGCGACGCCAAUAGAACCGCUUGCAUGAUGGUUGCGGCAGGUUUAAAGAACAUUUCGAGUAUUCAGUUGAACUAUGUGACGAAGUCGAAUGAAAACCCCUUCGCCCACCAAGAAUUUAGACAACUCGCUUCUUGCUUAUUACUGAAGGCAGCUGCACAGAAAAUGAUAAACCAGAGCCCCAUUUGCGACAUAAGGAAAGGGAUAGAGAAGGCUUUCAACUCUGCGUCCGACAUUAAGACAAUUUAUUGCAAGAAAGAGCCAUGCUUCGUCUGUAAUUGGGAUGAUAAGGAGAAAUAUGAUAAUUGCAAAAGGGACAGCAGCUCGACUGAAAUGAAGGCCCACUUAGAGACAUGGCUUCAAAAGAAGAGCACCGAACUCAAGAACACUCUCUCCGAAGUAACUAAUAUCGACGGAAACAAUGGCACCCUUUGCCAGCGCUUACAAUGUUUAGCAUCCAAAGUUGAAGCACUUAAAAACCAGGCAUCAGGCACCCAGGACGCGGACACAUUUUGGACAGAUAAAGGUGAAGUUGGUAAACUGUGGACACAAUUGUCCGAAGCAAUCAUUAGUACAAAUGCUAAGAGCGACGAAACUAUAUGUAAAACAAUGGAUGAUGGCACUGGUGCCACUGGCACUGGCAGCAGACCUGCCACCGACCCCGAAAAGAUGGCAUGCAAUUAUUUGCAUGCCGGUUUUGAAAAACUGAAGCAACUUACAAUGGAUGGAACUUCCUACCCAAUUUUAUCCAAACAUACAUCUUUGAAAGAAACAGUGGGCUGUUUAUUACUUCAUUCUUAUGCAAAAAAAAUGCAAGGUCUAUCCAAAUGUGUCAUUGAUUCAGGUUUAAAGAAAGCUUUUAAGGUUGGUGCUAAUGGUCUUCUUGGUAAUUGCAAUUUGGAUGAAAAAUUGGAUGACUGCAGCGUGACAAUUGGCAGUGCCACUACCAAGGUACAGGAUAAAGUGAAUUCAAUACUCACGUCAGAAGAGAACAACAUAGACUUCAUCACUGAGCACAUGAAUGAAAUGACGUCUUUAUGUCAGAAGCUCCAAUGUGCCGUACCAAAUUGGUUUCAAAAACACAGUAAAGGUAGCAGUAAUACUGGUAAUACUAAGAAGACUUGG